AUGACGUCAAUUGCUACGUUAUUACGUCGUGUGAAACUCUAUAAUACGUUGCCGUCAUUGGGUCUUGCUGAUUGUGAGAGCAAAGGGGGAAACCGUCUAUUUGCUGGAUCCUCUGCCUGGAAAUCGUGUGGCAGACCAGGCCGUAAAGCACCAAUUUGGAAAACUCUGCCAGGCACACCAAAGCAACCCAGCAGUGUCGAAUGCGGGUAUUAUGUGAUGCGCUUCAUGAGGGACAUCAUCAUGGAUCCUUCCUUGGAGUUUGAGAAGAAGUUUGCCAAGGGAAAAGAGCAAGCGCCAUACCCCCAAGAAGCCAUUGAUGAAGUCCGGAAUGAAUGGGCAGAUCUUGUUUGCCUUCAUAUGGAAUAG
Messenger RNA from Prunus armeniaca (apricot), 366 nucleotides. Lineage: Eukaryota; Viridiplantae; Streptophyta; Magnoliopsida; Rosales; Rosaceae. The record is from the annotation of a GenBank genome assembly.